Misgurnus anguillicaudatus (oriental weatherfish) is the source of this 2437-nucleotide messenger RNA. RefSeq names its product ddb1 and cul4 associated factor 7 (gene dcaf7). The record is from RefSeq and is a predicted model, not a curated record. Gene Ontology annotation, molecular function: protein binding. NCBI's taxonomy places the organism in Eukaryota, Metazoa, Chordata, Actinopteri, Cypriniformes, Cobitidae.
CUUUUAUUUUGAAAUGCACACAUCUUCGGCACAAAUGUGCAGAUGAGCGGUCGGGCCUAUUUAGGGCUUUCUAAAGUUAGAUUUUAAACCGUCGAGAGAAAGCAAAUCAUGGGCCUUUAGUUACAAAUAAUAUCGCAUGAUCAAUCGUGAUCAGGGUUUUUUUCGCGUUGGUUUUGUGUUGUAUCAGACGGUAGCUCGUCGGAUUCGCGGCCGUUGCGGAGGGAGAUUGUUAUGACAUUCUCUUUGUCUCGCGCUGCACGAACCCAAGAGCAUAUCCCUUGGUGGUGAAAUAUCCUCCUAUCAGCGACCUGUGCAACCGAGCUAUUUUUAACGACCAAUUUUUCUUUUGUUCCUACCGAUCUGAUCAAGGCACUGGAAAAUGUCGUUGCACGGGAAACGAAAAGAGAUCUACAAAUACGAGGCGCCAUGGACCGUCUAUGCCAUGAACUGGAGCGUCAGACCCGACAAGCGCUUUCGGCUGGCACUCGGUAGCUUCGUCGAGGAAUAUAACAACAAGGUCCAGCUGGUGGGUCUUGAGGAGGAGAGCUCAGAGUUUGUAUGCAGGAACACUUUUGAUCACCCAUACCCAACUACCAAGAUCAUGUGGAUUCCUGACACCAAGGGAGUUUACCCAGACCUUUUGGCCACCAGUGGAGACUACCUGCGCAUAUGGAGGGUAAAUGACACAGAGACCCGGCUGGAAUGCCUUUUGAAUAAUAACAAGAAUUCCGAUUUCUGCGCACCUCUGACCUCUUUUGACUGGAAUGAAGUGGACCCCAAUCUUCUGGGCACAUCCAGUAUUGAUACCACCUGCACAAUCUGGGGUUUAGAGACAGGACAGGUGCUGGGAAGGGUCAACCUGGUGUCAGGCCAUGUCAAAACGCAGCUAAUCGCUCAUGACAAAGAGGUGUAUGACAUCGCGUUCAGCCGUGCGGGUGGUGGACGGGAUAUGUUUGCGUCUGUGGGGGCAGAUGGUUCUGUGCGCAUGUUUGAUCUGCGGCACCUGGAGCACAGCACCAUCAUCUAUGAGGACCCUCAGCAUCACCCGCUUCUACGCCUUUGCUGGAACAAACAGGACCCUAACUACCUAGCCACCAUGGCCAUGGACGGCAUGGAGGUUGUGAUACUGGAUGUGCGUGUGCCAUGCACGCCAGUGGCUCGUCUCAAUAACCACCGUGCCUGUGUAAACGGCAUUGCGUGGGCUCCUCACUCCUCCUGCCACAUAUGUACAGCAGUAGCGGACGAUCACCAGGCUCUGAUCUGGGACAUUCAGCAGAUGCCUCGGGCAAUCGAAGACCCCAUCCUUGCCUACACAGCCGAGGGCGAGAUCAACAACGUGCAGUGGGCCUCCACUCAGCCCGACUGGAUCGCCAUCUGCUACAACAACUGUCUGGAGAUCCUGAGGGUAUAAAGCAGUUCCUGUGUUUCCCGGUCGCCGAGUUCAGGGGCGAGUCUUGAGGUGAACGGAGUAAAGACUUGUUUUCUAAAGUUCCUGAGGUCCGGCGUAUCAAGCAGGAGAGGAUAUAAACGGGCCUGUGGGAAUAACGCUCUGAGCAAUGUGUGUGAAUCUUUGGUGUGGACGAAUGAGGCAGUGUCUGUCUGUAUUUCUGCACAAUAUAUCAUAUUGGUCUGUUUUCCUAUUUGAUGAUGUCCCAUGUAAAGUCUUCAUAAUGGGACAUGUAAUUCACUAUUAUUCUAUGGCCAUUUGUGUAGGUAAGAUUAGUUAUGUUUGUGUUUAACCGGUAUUUAAACAAGCAAUCAAGAUUGUGAAGAUAUACAGAUUUGCCAAUGCAGAACAACCUUUAUUAGGUUGUUAACACAUAAUGGCGUACGUAAGGGUUCUCUGAACUUCAGAUCUUCUUUAAAUUGACAUCAGACAUAUUUUUCAUUUGUCAUUUCAAGAAGGUGCCAUUUUUAUAUUCCUGGUUAAAAGUUUUGGGUGAACUGUUAAAUAUUCUAGGUAAAACGCAGAUUAAAAUACAAAACCUUCAUAACUGCUCCUCAAUCUCUCAGAUACUCAAUAGAGUUUAGUUGUAGUGUUGGUGUCAGUGGACACUAUAUUUGAAGAUAUAUUAUUGCUCACUGACAGUGAGAAGAUUCUCUGAACUUUUGUCAUGUUUUUCCCCCCAAAAUGUCAGUUCCCUUGCAGCAUGCUUGUGCUCGAAGUGAAAUGUGAACUAUAUACAUAUAUAAAAUAUUAUGUACAAGGCAGGACGAAGGUGUCACUUUUUUCAAAAUAAUUUUGCAUCGCAAGUCAUUUGGUCCAUAAAUUGUUCUGUUAUACAAAUAUAAUGUAGUAGUAAUGUCGCUAUUUUUUGGUCACGACUGAAAUCAGAAGUGAGUUCAUCACACUCUUCAAUAGAGUGUUUAUAAUGUAGUUCUGUGUGUCCUGCCAUAAUGCUUUUCUAUUAAUAAUAAACUUCUGUUGUUUCAUAAA